This is a messenger RNA of Papilio machaon (common yellow swallowtail), 1161 nucleotides long. Its product is annotated as RNA exonuclease 4. The record is from RefSeq and is a predicted model, not a curated record. Lineage: Eukaryota; Metazoa; Arthropoda; Insecta; Lepidoptera; Papilionidae. Gene Ontology annotation, cellular component: nucleus. Gene Ontology annotation, biological process: rRNA processing. The coding region runs from base 1 to 1026 and encodes 341 amino acids. The transcript is spliced from 2 exons. Gene Ontology annotation, molecular function: nucleic acid binding; 3'-5' exonuclease activity.
AUGUCACAUACACCAUGUGGUGCAACUGUCAAAAGAACUGUCAGAUGCGGUCCAAUGCAAACUUUAAUCGGUGAUAUAGCUUAUAUAUUAUUAAUUCUCGUUGAUUAUUUAUUAGGAAUUAUAUAUGGGACAUUUAAAAGUGUGUUAUAUAUAUUAAAAUUUAUAAUAUAUCAAUGUUUUAAAAUCAAUAUAAUGCAAAAUACAAAAAACCAGAACAGGGUACAAAAUGGUGAAGCGGAAACCGUUGCAAUAAGGGGCAUGAUCGACGCGAACUGGCGUAAGCUAUUAUCAAGUACCUUAGUAACGGAUAAAACUAAAGAAGUUGCCAAAAAAGAACAUUACACAGGAACAUUCCGACGUGCUCGAAAGAAAAACAACAUGGAUACUGUUAAUACGAAUUUAGAGUCAAUGCAAUUGAAUUCAAUCUCAGCUAAUUCAAAUAAACCAACAAAUGUUAUAAACAACAAAAUUAUAGAUAAAAAAGGUUCAUUAACUAAGUUUAUAGCUAUGGAUUGUGAGAUGGUCGGUAUAGGGUACAACGGUGAAGAUCACAUGCUUGCCAGAGUAUCUUUGGUCAAUAAAUUCGGGGACUGCAUUUAUGACAAGUAUGUUAAAGCUAGAGAAGAAGUUAAAGACUAUCGAACGGAAGUUAGUGGUAUACGUAGAGAGAAUCUAAUCCACGGAGAAGAAUUUUCAGUAGUACAAAAAGAGGUUGCAGAAAUAUUACGAGGAAGAAUAUUAGUUGGUCAUUCGUUGAAGAAUGAUUUGAAUGUUUUAUUUCUUUCACAUCCGAAGACUAAAAUUAGGGAUACAUCGAAAUAUAAACCAUUUAGAAAGAUGAAAAAAGGUUGUACACCAUCAUUAAAAUUUUUAGCUAAAGAAAUCCUCGGUAUAGACAUACAGCGCGGUGAGCACAGCUCCGUUGAAGAUGCUAGAGCUGUAAUGCAACUUUAUUGUACUGUAGCUAAGACAUGGGAGAUGAUGUUGAGUACAAAACGGACAUAUAGUAAGAAAGCCGACAUUUGAUGUGGAAUUAUAAUGUAAAGUUGUACCUUUAAAAGCGAGAACUGGAUAACCUAGAAACCUUUAUAAGCGAGAAGCAUUGUCUGAUAGACAACGUCCAUAAACGAGAGACUGCGGUAAGAGAGAAAAAUAUCAUAG